AUGGCUGGGGUGAUGUUCAUGGUUUUCCUUUGCCUCUCUGCAGGAGCAAUGUUGGGAGUCCAGGGUGAAGACCCUUACUUGUUCUUCACAUGGAACGUCACCUACGGCACCCUCUCUCCUUUGGGGGUUCCCCAACAGGUGAUUCUCAUCAAUGAUCAAUUCCCCGGACCCAAUAUCAACUCCACCAGUAACAACAACAUUGUCAUCAAUGUCUUCAACAACAUUGAUGAGCCCUUCCUUUUGACAUGGAGCGGCAUCCAGCAGAGAAAGAAUUCAUGGCAAGAUGGAGUUCUUGGGACCAACUGUCCAAUCCUCCCAGGAACCAACUUCACCUACCACUUCCAGGUUAAGGACCAGAUUGGUAGCUACAUCUACUACCCAACCACAGGCAUGCACCGUGCAGCUGGAGGCUUUGGCGGCCUUCGCAUCAACAGCCGCCUACUCAUCCCUGUACCUUAUGCUGAUCCCGAGGAUGACUACACUGUCGUACUUAAUGACUGGUACACUAAGAGCCACACUGCUCUCCAGAAGUUAUUGGAUAGCGGGCGCUCUCUUGCAAGGCCUGACGGCGUCCUCAUCAAUGGCAAAAACGCUAUGGGAGAUGGCAAGGAUGAGCCUCUCUUCACAAUGAAGCCUGAAAAGACAUACAAGUAUAGAAUCUGCAACGCUGGGCUCAAGAAUACUCUCAAUUUCAGGAUCCAAGGCCAUACGAUGAAGCUUGUGGAGAUGGAGGGCUCACAUGUGGUGCAAAACGUGUACGAGUCACUCGAUGUCCAUGUUGGACAGUGCUUCAGUGUCCUCGUGACAGCCAACCAAGCUCCCAAAGACUACUACAUGGUGGCUUCCACCCGAUUCAAUAAGCAGGUUCUCACCGCCAAGGGCAUCAUUCGUUACACCAACGGCAAGGGUCCAGCAUCACCUGAGCUCCCUGAGGCACCAGUUGGAUGGGCUUGGUCUCUCAAUCAAUUCCGUUCCUUCCGCUGGAACCUUACAGCCAGUGCUGCUAGGCCUAACCCUCAAGGCUCUUACCACUACGGUUCCAUCAACAUCACCCGCACCAUUAAGCUCGUAAACUCAGCUAGCCGAGAAGGUGGCAAGCUUCGCUAUGCCCUCAAUGGCGUCUCUCACGUUGAUCCAGAGACACCUCUCAAAAUUGCCGAGUACUAUGGGGUUGCAGACAAGUUGUUCAAAUAUGACACCAUGGAGGACAGUCCACAAGCAGACAUUGCUCAAGCUAAGAUUGUCUCACAACCCAAUGUCCUUAACCUCACUUUCCGUAACUUCGUAGAGAUCAUCUUCGAGAACCACGAGAAGAGCAUGCAAUCAUAUCACUUGGAUGGUUAUUCCUUCUUCGCAGUCGCGGUGGAGCCAGGCACUUGGACACCUGAAAAGAGAAAGCACUACAAUCUUCUUGAUGCAGUGAGCAGGACAACCGUUCAGGUCUUCCCCAAAUCCUGGGCUGCCAUUCUUUUGACAUUCGACAAUGCUGGAAUGUGGAACAUCAGGUCAGAGAUGUGGGAGAGGGCUUAUCUAGGACAACAGUUGUAUGCCAGUGUUCUUUCCCCUGCUCGCUCCCUAAGGGACGAGUACAAUAUUCCUGAUAAUACGUUGCUAUGUGGCCUCGUCAAGGACUUGCCAAAACCCGAACCUUACAGCAUCUAA
Populus nigra (black poplar) is the source of this 1662-nucleotide messenger RNA. RefSeq names its product L-ascorbate oxidase homolog. The transcript is spliced from 2 exons. NCBI's taxonomy places the organism in Eukaryota, Viridiplantae, Streptophyta, Magnoliopsida, Malpighiales, Salicaceae. The record is from RefSeq and is a predicted model, not a curated record. Bases 1 to 1662 code for a protein of 553 amino acids. Gene Ontology annotation, molecular function: copper ion binding; oxidoreductase activity.